CAUCCAUGUUCAUUCAACUACAACCACGACUAUUUUGUUGAUUCUCGCAAGAAUUGAGGCACAUUCACUAAUAUUGCGAUACAAAAGCAUUAAGAGUUCAAUCUUCAACAUGGCCAGUAUGACUCUUCGUCCCGCCAGGACUACGCUCCGGUGUUUAUCAAAACCACAAUUGCGAACUUACUCAGGCCCUGCCAGUCCCGCGGACCCCGCCGUUUCUCCUUUCGCCCCUCGUCACUUUCUGUCCAUUGCAGACCUCACUCCGGCCGAGCUGGUUACCCUCGUGAGGAGUGCCAAGACACACAAGACCAAUAUCAAGAAGGGUCUCGUGCCCAAAAAAAUUCAAGAAUCUCUCAAUGGCAAGACCGUAGCGAUGAUGUUCAACAAGCGAAGUACGAGGACUCGAGUCUCAACCGAAGCUGCAGUAGUCACCAUGGGCGGCCACCCGAUGUUCUUGGGCAAAGACGAUAUUCAACUUGGCGUUAACGAGUCUCUCUAUGACACAUCCGUCGUGAUCUCCUCCAUGACCUCCUGCAUGGUGGUCCGCGCCGGCGAGCACAGCGAAGUCGCCGAUCUCGCAAAGCACUCCUCUGUUCCCGUCAUCAACGCUCUCACAAACGACUACCACCCUCUCCAAACCAUCGCCGACUUCCUCACAAUCCACGAAGCAUUCCCUCCCACAUCAUCAGUCAAAGGUUCCCUCACAAACCCUUCUCUCGGGCUAGAGGGCCUCAAGAUUGCGUGGAUUGGCGACUCAAAUAAUGUUCUCUUCGACUUAGCCAUCGCCUCUGUUAAGUUGGGAGUUGAUAUCUCUGUAGCUUCGCCCAAGGGCUUCACAAUCCCACCACGAAUGAAGGAGUUCAUCCUCGCCUCCGCAAACGGAGUCUCAAACCCGGGCAAACUAACCGAAACAAGCGUGCCAGAGGAAGCUAUCAAGGACGCCGACAUCCUUGUGACAGACACCUGGGUCUCGAUGGGUCAGGAGGAGGAAUAUAAGAAGCGCCUGGAGGCCUUCGCUGGAUAUCAAAUCACAAACGACCUCGCGAAACGCGGAGGCGCAAAUGAUGGCUGGAAGUUCAUGCAUUGCCUGCCCAGGCACCCGGAGGAGGUUGCGGACGAGGUUUUCUACAGCCCGAGGAGUCUCGUUUUCCCAGAGGCGGAGAACAGGCUGUACGCUGCAAUUGCUGCGAUUGAGGCAUUUGUUGUGAACAAGGGGAAAAUUGUAGAGUAAGCGACGGUCCAGCGGUUGGGGAUUGGAGUUCAGACAAAAGCAUUUUGUGGUAGAAGGCGUCUUUAUAUACCAUGUACUUGAAGCUUUUUCACUAUGGCCAGCACAUCUCCCGUGAAAUACUUCGCCUAAAUAUUGCUUCGAGGCGAAUGUUGUUGAAGAAUAAUUAAAGGCAGACGCAUUCACAGCACACAUAUGAAGAUCCGCCGUUCAAUCAGGGUGUUUCGGUACAUUACAACUCCCGAAAUGUAUUCAG
Molecule: messenger RNA, 1481 nt
Organism: Pseudogymnoascus destructans
Lineage: Eukaryota; Fungi; Ascomycota; Leotiomycetes; Thelebolales; Thelebolaceae
Gene: ARG3
Product: ornithine carbamoyltransferase
Exons: 3
Coding region: 110-1228 (372 amino acids)
Biological process (GO): L-citrulline biosynthetic process
Cellular component (GO): mitochondrion
Molecular function (GO): ornithine carbamoyltransferase activity; amino acid binding
Source: RefSeq, a predicted model, not a curated record